AUGUCUCAGAGAAUACCUGGAAGAAGCCUGAAGAGGUCUUCGGAUGUCUACGGCGUUUGUGCGCUGUGGGACGUAGAGACCGGCACUAUGCAGCAGGCUUUCGACCUCGGCCAGCCGCUCUCUGAUGUUGCCUACGGCCCCAACAGGCUGCUCGCAGUAGCCGGGGAGAACGGGGACUGCUUCCUGCUGGAUACACGGCAAUCAAAGGACGUUGCCGUGUUCUCGCCAGCGGAGCGUGUCCGGGGGCCGGCACGCAUCGCCUGGGGAGCCCGGGUCAACUCCGUGCUGGCAGUGGCUUCCGGCAAGGGUGGUGUGGGCAAGAGCUCUGUGUGUGUCAACUUGGCCUUCACGAUGCAAAGACAUUUGGGCCUCAAGGUGGGCAUUCUGGACGCCGACAUCUACGGGCCCUCACUGCCCUCCAUGGUGCCGGCCAGCGUCGCUGAGAAGGUCUACGCAUCAGAGGCGGGAGGCAUCAUCCCCCUGCACUUCGAAGGGGCGCCGUUGAUGUCCAUGGGCUUUCUGCGGCCCGCGGACUACGCGGCGGUGCGGGGGCCCAUGGUGUCGGCCAUGGUGGGGCAGAUGCUCACGACCACGGAGUGGGGCGAGCUGGACGUAUUGUUGGUGGACAUGCCGCCCGGCACCGGAGAUAUUCACCUCACAGUGGCGCAGCAGGCCCGGAUCGAUGCGGCCAUUGUUGUCACAACUCCGCAACAACUGAGCCUCAUCGAUGUGGAGAAGGGCAUCCGAAUGUUCGACAAGGUGAAGAUUCCAACUGUGGCCAUCGUGGAGAACAUGUCAUUCUUCGUGUGCGAUGGCUGCAGCAAACGCCAUGAAAUCUUUCAGCGGGGUUCCGGCGAGAAGCUUGCAAAAGAUUUCGGCAUCGAGCGCUUCUUCCGGCUCCCGUUGAAUCCCGCGCUCUCCAGUGCAGGUAUGCCCUUUGUAUUGGCCGAAUCUACCGGCGACAUCGUUGCUGAAUUUCAGCGGCUUGCCGAAGGAGCUCAGAGAGCCGUCCAAGACAUGAAAGAUGAGCAGCCCCAGCUGCAGAUGGAGGUGCAGGGCGCUGUACUUGUCCUGCAACGGGCCGGCGAGCAGCCGGUUGCGUUGGCUGCAAGGGAGGUGCUCUUGGAGUGCCGGUCAGCCAAAAUGAGGGACGAGAUGACCGGCGAGCGGCUCUUCCGGGAUCAGGACAUACCGAAGAACGUCAGGGCCACCAAGGUGGAGACCGCAGGGCGAUAUGCGGUCUACAUUGAGUGGUCGAACAAGCACCACUCGCUCUUCCCCUUCGACCUCCUUGGCGAAAUCUUUGGCCAAGGUCAGAUCUGGCAUGGCGCAGACUCAGACGAUGAGAAGAAGCCCACAGCUCAUAGACCUGACAUGCUCGCCGUGUCCUGGCAGGGCGAGGCUGCGCUAGCGCUCUACAGCGGCUGUCUUAGAACCAAGGCAACCCCGCGGGUGGUGAAAUCCUCGUCGUCCUCGACCAUCGCCAGCUUGCAGUGGAGCCACGCGUAUCCACAGCUGCUGGCCUGCGCGAGGGAAGAUGGCGACGUGGAGGUCUGGCACUUUCCAGAGAAUCUGGAAUUGGCCGCUGCUGCCACGGCGCCGGCGUACCGCUGGGCGCCGCGGGGCCGCGGCGCCUGCUGCACCGCGCUGGCCAUGAGCCCCGAGGUGCGGCCCGGCUGCCAUGCGCUGAUCCUGUCCACCAUGGCUCCCGGCCAAGCGACCCCCCUGGGCCAGACCGCCGGCGCUGGCGGGGCCCUGUGGAUCGUGGCCAUGCCGCAGCCGCACCUCGCCCGCGCAGGUCGGGUCGGCUUUUUCAGGGGAGGUGACGGGGAUACCCCGAAGAAGUCGGAGGUCAAAUCGGGGGUGCUGGAACGUGGGGUAGGCUGUAAGCCCAGGAAUAUGUGUGUAUGUCACACACACAUGUAUUGUGUAUAUGUAUUAUACAUAUAUAUAUAUAAUUAUAUAUAUAUACAUAUAUAUGUAUGUAUACUUAUAUAUAUAUAUAUAAUAUUGAACUAG
Molecule: messenger RNA, 2019 nt
Organism: Effrenium voratum
Lineage: Eukaryota; Dinophyceae; Suessiales; Symbiodiniaceae
Source: the annotation of a GenBank genome assembly